GUCUGAUUUAGGACAUUAAUGAGAGAUAAUCUCCUGACUGUGCACAUUCUGAUGUUACCCUGACCUCCCAGUGGACCUUACUGAGAUAUCAAACAAUUGCAAUACACUUGAUGAGCUUCUUCUAGUUUGUUUUAUCGCCGCAGUGUCUCGAAUCUUCAAAACUAAAGAAAAUUAAUCCUGCAAUCAACUUCCUGACAGCUUAAAAGUCCCUUUAAACUCCAAGCAUCAGCUGAUUGGCUUCCCUGCGCUAUCUUUGUGCACUAAAAGACCUGACACAGAGGGGGUUACCGACUGAUUAGUUCCUGUUGUAUAUUACACAUUGUUUUACUGCACAUUGCAUUAUUAUUAGUCUGAUCAUGGAGAUAUUGGAGAGUGGGGACCCUGUUCUGCAAUGGGAUCGAAAACUGAGCGAGCUGUCUGAGGUUGCAGAGACCGACUCUUUAUACAAUACGCCAUUCUCUGAGCUAAUUGACGACUCUGCUCUGCUGGAUGUUUUGGGUCAACUCAUGGGAGACCCUUUCCUGAACGACAAGUACGAGAUGAUGGAUAUAGAAGAGAAUCCAAGCUCCCCACCACCCAUGAUCAAGGAGGAGCACAGUUACUCUCUGUGCGGAGACUCGCGCCCACAGUCUCCCUUCACCCAUGGUUCCUCAGAUGACAACUUCAGCGAUGCGGAUUUGACAGGCGAGGACUGGUGUCUGACGGGAGAGAUUCCUGCCCCCCAAAUUAAGAGGGAAGCUGCCAUUGAGGAAACCCCUGGCCUUGCUCCUUCAGUCACACUGACAAACGCCGCUCUGCCUGUUCUGCCUGUAACGGUGGAGAUGGAGAACUCCUCACUACCACAAUCAGCACCAGACAAGGCUAAGAUACUGAGUCCCAAGCCUCUUCUUCCGCAGAUAAAGCUUGAACCACAUGAAGUGGAUCAGUUCCUGAACUUGUGCCCUAAGGAAGCGCCUACAUCAGACUCUCUUCAGCUGCCGCCAACACCCCCCAGCAGCCAUGGAAGUGACUCGGAGGGAGGCCAGAGUCCCAGCAGAUCAUUUCCACCUUCAAGCCCUCUCCAGUCGCAAUCCGGUGGUAAAGUGGCCACUCGCAACCCUUCUGCGCUGUCUAACUCUCCCCUGCUGACUGCACCGCAUAAGCUCCAAGGAACUGGUCCCCUGAUGCUCACCGAGGAAGAAAAGAGGACCCUAAUUGCUGAAGGAUAUCCCAUCCCCACUAAACUUCCCCUUACCAAAGCUGAAGAGAAGGCUCUGAAAAAAAUCCGCAGAAAGAUAAAGAACAAGAUCUCUGCUCAGGAAAGUCGUAGGAAGAAGAAGGAAUACAUGGACAGCCUGGAAAAAAGGGUUGAGAAUUGUUCCUCUGAAAACAGUGAGCUACGUAAGAAGGUGGAAGUCCUAGAGACCACUAACAGAACUCUCUUACAGCAGCUGCAGCGUCUCCAGGCCAUGGUAGCAGGCAAAGUAUCCCGAUCAUGUAAAGCAGCGAGCACUCAGACUGGCACCUGUCUUAUGGUUAUUGUCCUGUGCUUUGCUGUAAUAUUUGGAAGCUUCACACAGAAUUUCGAUCUUUACUCAUCAGCCACAAAGACGGUACACGAGCCAAGUCGGCAUUCUGCACCUGAGUCUUAUGCAGCCUCAAUAGUGCGCUCCAGGAAUCUCCUAAUUUUUGAGGAGCACCACACAAUGGAUGAAAUACACAGCUCAGCAGUGACCAUAGAUGCACAAGAUGCUUGGGAAAGGCACACAGAGAGCAUCGCACAGCACAGAGCAGCAAUGCUGGAGGCUCUCGGCCAGCCCCGAGAGAAAUCAUAUGCUGUGUCCAAUGACAGCAUCAGGGAUAGUACUAUGCGGCACAGGUACAGCUCAGAAUAUGGUCAUAACGAUACAAUGAAAGUAAUACAAUUGGACAGAAGAGUAAACGCCACUUCCUAAUGAAGAAAUUGCUUCCACGCCUUCCCCAAAUCCCUGCUCUACAGCAAUUUUUUUUCUUUUCUUCUUGAGCUGAUACAACCACCUUUCAAUCUCCUACAUCCAUUCAGCCAUUCGGACUUAACCCCAUCUUGAUAGGUGAAGGAGACAGGAACUUUGACAUAACCCUGGCACAAGUGUUUGAACAAGCAAGUUGCUGAUCCUUGCAAUCCACUGAAUUUUUUUUGUUGAAUCAGGAUUUUAAUAAUUCAGUGUGAUGGAGUCAUUCCAUAAUUAUUCAUCAAUAUCACUGGUCUUUCAAGUUAACCUGAAUACAGGUUGGACAACAUGAUAUUUAAAUUCCCACUUUGCCCUGCUGGAAAGGGCACAAUCCAAUUUCUCAGUUUACUUUUUUAGCAACAUAUCCUUUUUUGUUUUUGAUCCUUUAAGCACAAGCUGCAAAAAAAAAGAUUUGAGUUCAUUGCCAAACGCGCAUUUCACUUUUUUGGCUUACAGUGAAAUAAAAAAAUUUAUUUAGCUAUUAGGUUAUGAGUAUAAGACUAAUACGUUAGUUUUUGUAACCAUAUGGCAUGGUUUUAAAGGUGACACAUUUGGGGAAUUAAUUAGCACAAAAUUUGAGACACUUGAUAUUAUAUUAUCUACUUUCAAUAUACAAUUGUACACGUUGACAGAUUUUACAGAUUGUCACUUAAGAUGCCAAUUUCUGAUACUGCUCCAUCACUCUGUUUUCCAGUGCCCUUUUUGUGUUAGAAUAUCUUUUUAAAGAGUAAGCAGGGAAAUAUAUUUAUAUUGCAUCAUGAUAUAAUUUUAGAGAGAAAAAAACAAAAACUAAAAUAUCCCCUUUACUUGAAAUUUAAUGCAGUCAAUAAUGCUGAGUGUGUUUAUGCCACCCAAAACAAUCAAUAUAUAUUUUGUAAAACUGAGAUCAGCUUUUGUCUUCAUCACAAAAAGUCAUCUGCUGCCACUGUCUAUAUAUGUAUAUGUACACAUCAGUCCCCUGUUGUAAAUAGUAUUUAUUAGUUUUAUCUUUUUACCUGCGACUUCUUUUCCUCAGCAAUCAUUUCUUCGGCAGUGAGACUAGGGGUUGUGUCCACAUGCCUAUCAUAUUUGAUCAUUUGUUUUAUAGCCAGUAAUAUACACCGCAACCUGCCUGAUAUUUCUGUCUGUCCAAUAUGGAGAAAUAAAGGCAGCCACCUAUAAUAGCUAAUUAACCUCUUCACUGCUGCAGAGGUUGAUACACCAUUGAUUGGCAUAAUAUUUUCAACAUUGACAAUUUUACCGAGUUUUUUAAUAACACUGAAAAUUAAGGGAGUGAGACAGGCAAUAAUUAUUUAUGAGACUUUGUGGUUAUUUAUGACACUCGUGGUCAUAUUAAAUAUGACUGGCCAAUAAUUCUAUGUUUGUAGUUGAAGGGCAAUUUAUUAAAAUAAGCUCAAGAUUUUAAAUCUCUCCCAUUUCAUGUUUCAAAAAAACAAAUGUUCUGCCUUAUAUGGUUUAUUAGAAAUGUAUAAAAAAUUGUCUUUUGUAACCUUUUUUUUUUUUUUGCCACCUUGCUGGCAUUGAAUAGGUUAAAAUCAGACAGGCAUUUUUAUCUUCAAAUCCAUUGCUUCGACCUCCUGCCGUGAUUCAUACAACUUAAGUAAAUGUGCUGUAUGCCCUGGCACAGAAGGGGCAAAAAUUUCAUUUUUUGUUCGUUCUGUAUUUCAGCUUCUAUAUUUUUGGUAUAUUAUUUUUUAUAAAACUAAAAUUGAAAAAAUUAAAUAAAAAUAAUGCAUAGUGA
Messenger RNA from Bombina bombina (fire-bellied toad), 3711 nucleotides. RefSeq names its product cAMP responsive element binding protein 3 like 2 (gene CREB3L2). Lineage: Eukaryota; Metazoa; Chordata; Amphibia; Anura; Bombinatoridae. The coding region runs from base 357 to 1934 and encodes 525 amino acids. The record is from RefSeq and is a predicted model, not a curated record. Gene Ontology annotation, molecular function: cAMP response element binding; DNA-binding transcription factor activity, RNA polymerase II-specific. Gene Ontology annotation, biological process: regulation of transcription by RNA polymerase II. The transcript is spliced from 12 exons.